Messenger RNA from Armigeres subalbatus, 1473 nucleotides. RefSeq lists its product as uncharacterized. The transcript is spliced from 3 exons. The coding region runs from base 1 to 1473 and encodes 490 amino acids. The record is from RefSeq and is a predicted model, not a curated record. NCBI's taxonomy places the organism in Eukaryota, Metazoa, Arthropoda, Insecta, Diptera, Culicidae.
AUGUUAACAGUAGUGCUUAAAAUUGUGGAUACAUACGGAAAGGAACACUACGCUCGUGCUCUGCUCGAUAGUGGUUCUCAACCCAAUUUGAUAACGGAUCGUUUGGCACAACUUCUUCGGUUGAAGCGCCAGAGAUCAAACGUGGAAGUGCAAGGGAUAGGACAGAAGCCAGAAUACGCUACCGAGUCUGUAACAACAGAGAUCCGUUCUCGCAGAGGAAAAUUUUCUCGCAAUGUGACAUUCCUCAUUCUUCGUAAGAUGAUUUCCAGUCUUCCUAAUAGUACUGUGUCUGUGGACCAUUGGAAGCUACCGGAGGAUAUUUUUCUUGCCGAUCCUGGCUUUAAUCGCUCCAGUGACGUGGAUUUGAUUUUGGGAUCGCAGUAUUUCUUCGAUUGGUUCCCUUCUGCGGCCAAAAUUCAGUUGUCGGACACUCUACCGAUACUCAUUGAUAGCGAGUUUGGGUGGAUCGUCGCUGGUGGAUCUCAUCUUGUUCCUCCUUCCAUGGAUUCCAUGUGUUGUCAGACAGUUACAAUUUCGACGAGUCACCUUGAAGAAAGUUUGGAGAGAUUCUGGAACAUCGAGGAACUUUCCGCUAGAACUGCUCUCUCCAUGGAGGAGAAAGCAUGUGAAGAUUACUAUCGCUCGACUGUUUCCCGCAACGAAGAAGGAAGGUAUAUUGUUCGAUACCCAAAAAAUGUAAAUUCCAACACCAUGAUCGGAGAAUCGAAGAAAACAGCACUGCGCCGAUUCACUCUUUUGGAAGGACGUUUUGCCAGAAACCUCUCGUUGAAGCAAAACUAUGAGAGUUUCAUGGAAGAAUACUUAUCAUUAGGCCAUAUGCGCCCAAUCCAUGAAGAAGAGAAACCCGAUGCUCUGGAAUGCUACCUUCCGCAUCACCCAGUAAUAAAAGAAUCCAGCACGACCACAAAAACGCGUGUUGUGUUCGAUGGAUCUAGUACCACCAGUUCCGGAUACUCGUUGAAUGACGCGCUGUGUGUGGGACCGGUCGUGCAGGACGACCUUCUGACCCUCGUUAUACGUUUUCGAAAGUUUCCUGUUGCUUUGGUUGCAGAUAUUGCCAAAAUGUAUCGCCAGACGAUCACCUACGGUCUUGCCCCUUCUUCUUUCCUAGCUACACGCACACUGCAGCAGCUCGCAAUCGAUGAGGGUCAGGCCUACCCACUUGGAAAGGUUGCACUACAAAAAUCGUUCUACGUCGACGACUUCAUAGGAGGAGCAAACUCCGUACCGGAAGCCAUUCAGUUGCGCGACGAGCUAACGAUUCUGUUGUCGAAGGGAGGAUUUCCCAUCCGGAAAUGGACGUCCAAUAAAUUACCAGUACUAGAAGGACUCGACGCAGAUUGCCUAGGAACUCAAUCUAGCAUUCGAUUUGAUCCAGACGAAACCGUAAAAACAUUAGGCAUUUGCUGGGAACCGGAGAAAGACCAAUUUCGGUUCAACUUCAAUGGUUGA